GGUUUGCGAUGAUGAUGAUCAAUGAUGAUGUUCUUUUAGGGAAGAAUUUAAUUUGUUAAGAUAGCCGAUCAUACGUUAUAUCUUUUUUAUUUUCAAACAUACUUAGUUCAUCCGGGUAGUUUUACACGAACAACUUCUUAAAAGGAAACGCAGAGAGGACGCGUUUUAGUUCUUUUCUUUUCUUUUUCUUUUUUCACAAUCUUUGUCCCAGAAGCCUUAGCGGCAGAGGAAGCAAAAUGAAGUCGGCCAUGUCGUGUUAGGAGUCACGGAACGGACGACUGUGGUUCAGGGAGAACGGCUCACUUAUUUUUUGUUAUGCUGACGUCAAACAACGUUUCAUUUUAACACUCGACCUCACGUUGGACGAUAAACAUAAUAUUUAGAAGUAAGUGCUUUAGUUAACCCAGCGGAUAAAAAAUGAGCGGAGGAGGGACGCCGUACAUUGGCAGCAAAAUUAGCCUAAUCUCCAAGGCCGAGAUCCGCUAUGAAGGAGUUUUAUACACCAUCGACACCGAAAACUCGACAGUAGCUCUUGCUAAAGUUCGCUCUUUUGGCACUGAAGACCGGCCCACAGACCGGCCGAUACCGCCUCGGGAUGAAGUGUUUGAGUACAUCAUCUUCAGAGGAAGCGAUAUAAAAGAUUUAACAGUUUGUGAGCCGCCCAAAGCCACUAGCACUCUGCCUCAGGACCCUGCCAUAGUUCAAUCGUCUAUUGGAUCCAGCAGUGCAGCAUCGGCACCAUCAUUCCAGUCUGCUGGUUCCUAUGCCCCAUGGAGGGCUCCUGCUCCAUCCUACAGCCAGUUUGGCGUUACGCCCAUCGGAUCGCAGCAGUUUGGUUCUUCUGGAGGACGUGCCAGUCCUCCGCGGGACUCUUUGGCAAAAAGUGCCCCGGUGGAGCAGUCGGUACAGGCGCCCCCGUCAGCCGGCCCUGGUCAGCCUGCAGCCGCGACUCAGAGGAGUCAGACAGGAGUGACGGCCAAAGCCACCGGCUCCACCGCUGGCACCCAGAAACCCCCCGACCUCCUGGAGCAGAAAAAAGCUCCUGACGUUCCGAAGACAUCCCAGCCAGAUCAUGAACAGGGUGCUGUUGAAAAUCGCGAUCCCAACAGGCGUCAGAUUACCGGUGUUCAGUCUAACCGCCGAGGCCGGGGAAGAGGAAACCGCAGCAGGGGCAGAGUGAACAUGCGCAAAGAUGGCACCAUGAAGUUUGAUGAGGACUUUGACUUUGAAACUGCCAACGCCCAGUUUCACAAGGAUGAGAUUGACAAAGAGUUUCAAAACAAGCUGAAACUAAAAGAUGACAAACCUGACAAGGCGCUCAAUGGAGAGGAAACUGCUGACUCAGAGCAUCCAGCCAACGAGGGCGCCGCCGAGGAAGAGGAGGCUGCGAUAAACACGUGUUACUACGACAAGACCAAGUCGUUCUUUGAUAACCUGUCCAGUGAGGACCCAAGUAAAACGGGCCACGGCGGAUUUCCAAAGGAGCGCCGGUCAACCUGGGCAGAGGAGAGGCGAAUGAACGCCGAGACUUUCGGCAUCCCUCUCCGGCACCACCGUGGAAGAGGAGGUUUCCGUGGGCGGGGCUUCAUGGGGUCCCGCGGAGGCCGGGGGCGGCCGUCAAGCAGAGGGUUUUUCGGGCCGCCCCGGGGGGCCCCGCCUGGCUUCAGGGGCGGUUUCAGAGGUGGCAGAGGAGGCCGGGAUUUCUCUGAUUUUGAAUACAGGAAGGACAACAAGGUGGCCGCGUAGUGCAUCAGCGACGGAUCCACAGAGAAUUGUAGCCACUUGUCAUGAAAUUAUGUCCGUUGUUGAAAUUUCCUGUGGUCUGUACAUUUGACAGAAAGAAUGAAGACAUUAUCUGGACAUCAGCACCUCUGUGGACUGUUUGACAUCAGGGGACGAUUGGUCCCGCUCCCUUCUCUCAACACCGAGACUUUUAUAGUUUUCCUUCCUCCAGAAGUUUUGUUGAAAAAAAAAAAGAACAGAUCACAUGUAAAUACAAAGCUUUGGAGUAAUCGCGUACUUUUGCAGCAGUCGAAUUCCUUUCUUAUUAAAGCUGUCUUUGAUAUUAGGAGCCGUACGCGCUCUCAAACUGUGAGCAGAUCACGGUCGACGUGAUCCAUAGCUUUAUUCUUUUCCUUUCACACCUUUUUUGAUAUUUUUCGGCACCAAAUCUGUCACCGCUGCCUGUUGCACCGUGCGUUUUUUGUUUUUUUUUUUCUGCUCAGUUAGGUUGCCAUGUGUUCAGUGUUUUUACUUCUUUGAUAGUGUUUUUUUUUCCCUUCUUCUUUUAACAAGUAGUGAGGCUAAAAGAAUAAAUCAGAGCUGUUAAUUUGUAAAGAAUGAAUGUAAGACUAGCUCAAAGCAGCUAACAUUUUUCCCCAUUGACUUGAGUUCUGUGUUUUGCUUUGUUGGGUCGGACUUGAGCCGUCGGGCCGUACGAUGAGACUGAGGGCUGUCAAACGCCGCCAUCCACGUUCUUUGGCUUGGUGUGCGUCGCAAAGCUUCAGCUGUGCAGGGAUUUUAUUUGAGUGCAGCUUUUCUGGGACUGGCUGUGUUUACAUAGUCGAGGACGCAAGUCGAGGAAUAUUUUUUAUUUGUGUAGAUGAAGAAAAUUGUUUUUAAUAAUUACAGGGGGUUAGCGAAAGACACUUAAAACAAGUCCUAAUAACCUAAAUUUGCUGUUUUGCCAAAAAAAAAACACCAACAACUUUGCAAUAGAAGAAUCGUCAUUUAUAUUGUACGCUCUUUUGAUUUCAGUACUUUUCUUUUUUUUUAAAGGCGUCCCCUUGGGUUCUGUCUCGUCAUUAUAUCAACAGGCAGCAAAUUCCCGGCGCUAGAUGAAGCACUUGUGUUACAGAAGUUGUUUACUCAAGGUGGGGGAAACGUCAGAAACAAACUCAAACUGUAUUUUCUGAUCAGUUGUAGCUCCAUUUGUUGCGUUGUCUGUGUGAUCGUUCUCAGGAGUGAAUUUAUUUUUUUACCGACUCGUUAAAGGGACAAAAGCUGGAUGCGUUGCCAGUGUUUUCCAAGGAGGUUCUCGUUCAUUUUUAAAUCCAAUCCUCAGACUUUUUUAGGGAGUGCCUUGAGCAUGGCGGUAUGUUUCCCUUCUCCCCGUAUUUCUCCCUUUAAAUUAAAUGUUACAUUUUUGACAGAAGCACUGCUAGCACUACAAGGUGAAAAUAAAAGUGGUUAAGAUUGGCAGCGCAGGAAAAGUCUUAAAAAGGUUAUCGCACAAAACGGCUGGUGAAUGCACGAUAGCCUGUGGAUUUAAUGCUUUAUAUUGGCUUAACAGCAACCAGUAAGAUUUCAUUGAUCUAUUAAGAACUGACAUUUUUCAUGUUUGCUACUCCUUCCAGUCACUGGAAUCGUUUUCUUGGGAGAUCAUUAAAAUUGAGUUUUUACGAGAACAAUUACAAUAAAGAGUUGUACAAUUGA
This is a messenger RNA of Fundulus heteroclitus (mummichog), 3435 nucleotides long. RefSeq names its product LSM14A mRNA processing body assembly factor b (gene lsm14ab). Gene Ontology annotation, biological process: P-body assembly; cytoplasmic stress granule assembly. Lineage: Eukaryota; Metazoa; Chordata; Actinopteri; Cyprinodontiformes; Fundulidae. The coding region runs from base 418 to 1746 and encodes 442 amino acids. Gene Ontology annotation, molecular function: mRNA binding. The transcript has 10 exons. The record is from RefSeq and is a predicted model, not a curated record. Gene Ontology annotation, cellular component: P-body.